Funneliformis geosporum is the source of this 672-nucleotide messenger RNA. Lineage: Eukaryota; Fungi; Glomeromycota; Glomeromycetes; Glomerales; Glomeraceae. The record is from the annotation of a GenBank genome assembly.
AUGAAUUCUAUAGAAGUUGAAUCAAAAACGACGUCUGUUCCAGAAGAAGCCGAUAAAACAGAAUAUUGGGUAUUCGGAUAUGGUUCACUAGUUUGGAAACCGCCACCAGCAUAUAAUAAAAAGGUACCAGGAUAUAUUAAAGGACAUGUUCGGAGGUUUUGGCAGGCAUGUACUUUCAAUUAUCAAAACCAACGAAGUACGGACCAUCGAGGAACUAUAGAAAAACCUGGUCGAGUUGUUACAUUGAUCCCUAUUGAAGAGUGGAAAUUACUUGACGAUUUUCACGAUCAUAAAGAGGACGAUGUUACUUGGGGUAUUGCCUACAAAAUUAGCGAGGAAGACAUUAAGGAAAUGAUGGACUAUUUGGAUUAUCGAGAGAAGAAUGGAUACACUAUACAUUAUUUGGAUGUGUAUCAGCUUGGAAGUGGAGAACCCAUUGUAAAGAAUGCGAUGGUAUAUAUUGGCACAACCAAAAAUGAAGAAUACGUCGGACCAGCUCCUCUUAAUUCCUUGGCUUUACAAAUAUGUGAAUGUCCGAGCGGUUCCAAUCGAGAAUAUUUAUUUAAACUUGCAUCUGCGCUUAGAGAAAUAGCACCAGACGCAUAUGAUGGUCAUUUAUUUGAUCUUGAGGAAAGAGUCAAAAACAUGAUUAAAAAAUCAGAAACAUCAUAG